CUUAUCUUUAGAAGUAGGUAAUCGCUGUAGAUAAAAUUUUAGUGAACAUUGUUUGAGACAGUUAACAAUGGUUUCAGCAAAGUUUUAUUUUCUCGUAGUAAUUGAAGCACUUUUGUUUAUAUGUGUACGUUCGGAAGAACUAUUUGCUAAACAACAGAUUCAAUCUUACGUUUCAUGUCGCAACGAUGCCGACUGUAAGAAUAAUUCUUUUUGUUACGGAAAUGAUGAUAAUACGUAUGGAAAAUGCAAAUGCACGGAAGGAUUCGAACUAAAUCGGAUAAACGCAACAGAUUAUGAAUGUUUGCCAAGAGUGUAUUUGGGGGACGCCUGCGAGGAAGACUUCCAAUGCCAGUUGGUGGCAACCCCUCUUGCCGUAUGCAAUGACAAGAAAAUAUGCGAAUGCAGCCCCGGAAGCCACAGCGUUCAGAGAAAAUGUUUCGCCGAUGUUAGAUUGGGCGAAGUCUGCAUGGUUCACGAUAACUGUCUUCUGAGCGACGGUACUUAUGCUUUUUGCGUGGCUGGCGUCUGCACAUGUCGUAAAAACGAAGCACCAUCACCUGACAAGACUCUCUGUCUCGGCUCAAGAAAUUUGGGACAACCUUGUAAAUCAGACAAGGAAUGUAUCUCGGUUCCCAAUGCGAGGUGCUUGGAAAAAUGUGUGUGCCAGACGGCUUACACUUUGUCACGAAACGAGACUGAGUGUGUUAAAGCCGCGACCGAGUUCGGAGAGCCGUGCGAUUUUGAUGGCCAGUGUUCGAAAUUUUUGUCAGAGAGUGUUUGCAAUAAAGGGGUUUGUGGCUGCUUGCCUGGGUCACACAAAUAUGGCAGUAGGUGUGUCAGGACGAAACAGAUUGGGCAAUCAUGCGAAAAGAACGAGGAGUGCAUUUACAAAAAGGAAAUGAAUGGAAAUGUCAGGUGUGAGAACAAAAAAUGUAUGUGUUUGUUCGGAACCAACAAGAGUGGUGACUGCAAUAUUGAAAAAAUACUAGACGGGGAGGGAAAGAAUGCGGCCAGUGAUGUAAUUUCCACAAAAAGUUUAUUGUUUAGUGUAAUAAAUAUCUUGUUUGUUAUUUAUUUUACAUAAUAAAACACAUUUUCUUUAUAACAUUUUAA
Molecule: messenger RNA, 1113 nt
Organism: Tribolium castaneum (red flour beetle)
Lineage: Eukaryota; Metazoa; Arthropoda; Insecta; Coleoptera; Tenebrionidae
Product: neurogenic locus Notch protein
Exons: 5
Coding region: 68-1084 (338 amino acids)
Source: RefSeq, a predicted model, not a curated record